UUGUGAUGGCCUCCCGCUGCCCGUCUCUUUGACACAAAAUAACAAUUUGCAAAUAUCAUUUAAAAUAAAGGGCUGUUUUAUUUUGGACUCGCUUUGUAACAACCAACAAAAUUGCUUCCACAAUGACUGUUACGCGGGUGGCGGAGUCCCGCACGGAAUUUAAAUUAAAGAGUCUGCCCGAAGAUGCUAUAUCCAGUGUAAAAUUUGCACCAAAAUCAAAUCAAUUUCUAUUAGUAUCAUCUUGGGACUGUUCUGUGAGGUUAUACGAUGUGUCGGCUAACAUUGAGCGGCAUAAAUACAAUCACGAACUCCCGGUACUUGAUGUUUGUUUCAGAGAUGCUGUCCAUUCCUAUAGUGGAGGUCUGGAUCAAACCUUAAAGAUGUAUGACUUAAACGCGACCAGUGAAACUGUACUUGGUGAUCAUAAGGGUGCAAUAAGAUGUGUAGAGUAUGCCAAUGAAGUUAAUGCAGUCCUGACAGGGAGCUGGGAUGGCACCAUCAAGAUGUGGGAUAGCAGAGUUCCAAACUGUGUUGGAACUUACAACCAGGGAAAUGAAAGAGUGUACACAAUGAGUAUUGUUGGUGAGAAAUUUGUAGUAGGAACAUCAGGUCGUAAAAUAUUUGUAUGGGAUGUACGAAACAUGGGCCAUGUGAAUCAAAGAAGAGAAUCCUCACUCAAGUACCAAACUAGAUGUAUCAGGGUUUUCCCCAACAAGCAAGGCUACGUCCUGAGCUCAAUAGAGGGUAGAGUUGCUGUAGAGUACUUGGAUAGUAACCCGGAAGUACAAAAGAAAAAAUAUGCCUUCAAGUGUCAUAGAAUUAAGGAUGGUGGCUUAGAAAAGAUAUAUCCUGUAAAUGCAAUAAGUUUUCACUCUGUGUACAAUACUUUUGCUACGGGUGGCUCGGAUGGGUAUGUUAAUAUAUGGGAUGGAUUUAACAAGAAGAGGCUUUGUCAAUUCCACAGAUACAAUACAGCGGUCUCAUCCCUUAGCUUCUCUCACGAUGGUUCAGCGUUAGCAAUUGCUUGCUCACAACUAGACGAAACCCAGGCCGACGAGCCCAAGCCGGAGGACACAAUCUACAUCCGAUAUGUCACCGACCAGGAGACUAAACCAAAAUGAGUGACAGCUUCGUCCCGAUGAUCUGUGGCUUUAUAGUGAUAGUGUUGUUAGCGAACGAUCUGAUAUUUUCUUGUUUUAAACAUUAUUUAUGAAUAAUUCGAUGGUCUGGUGCUGAAAGUGUAACGAUAUUACGUAAAAAAGCAUUCGUUAUAUGAACAAACCAAAAGUAAGGGUUGUUUAUAUUGGCCUUUAAGCACCAGGCCACAGGAUUAUAUUAAUUCAAAUAAUUUAUUGAUAUUUGAAUUAUUGAAAUAGGCACGUACAAGGAAAUAUUCUGUAAUAUAAAGCAAUGUUAGUAUCAUUUAUAUGUUUAAAUAGUUGUUUUGUGAAGUAGGUUAUUUAUAAAUUAAAUGCUCUAGUUCCUAGCUAAUGUAGCUGAAACAAAUAUGUGUGUUCUUAUAAUUACUUUGACAAGGUUGCUUAAAAUGAGUGUUAUCUAUAAAGCCACUAUCGGGAUAGUGAAAUGAUUGAGACAUAGUGUGGUCCGUGAUCUAGCUUUAAGUGAUGAAUAUUUGAAAUAAAUAAUAAGUUUUCAA
Messenger RNA from Vanessa atalanta (red admiral), 1657 nucleotides. RefSeq names its product mitotic checkpoint protein BUB3 (gene Bub3). Lineage: Eukaryota; Metazoa; Arthropoda; Insecta; Lepidoptera; Nymphalidae. Bases 123 to 1121 code for a protein of 332 amino acids. Gene Ontology annotation, biological process: mitotic spindle assembly checkpoint signaling. The record is from RefSeq and is a predicted model, not a curated record. Gene Ontology annotation, cellular component: kinetochore; mitotic checkpoint complex; bub1-bub3 complex. Gene Ontology annotation, molecular function: ubiquitin binding. The transcript is spliced from 5 exons.